AUGCUCUAUAUCACUAUGAUGGCGGCGUUCGUUCCACCAUUGGACCAACAAGUACCGCUGGAAUAUGGGCCACAUAUCCUCAAACUUUUCUCUCCGUCACCAACAGUAUAGUGGACCAGAUAUUUGGGGCUGCAGUCUUGCUAAUAUGUGUGUCGGCGCUGUCAGACAAGAGGAACAUGAAUCCGUCUUCUGGACUCAUACCUGUGUGUACUGGACUUCUCGUCUUUGUUAUAAACACUACAUUCUGUUUCAAUUGCGGCUGCGCAAACAACCCAGCACGUGAUUUAUCACCAAGAUUAUUUACUGCAAUGGCUGGAUGGGGAAGCCAACCUUUCAG
Molecule: messenger RNA, 337 nt
Organism: Mizuhopecten yessoensis (Yesso scallop)
Lineage: Eukaryota; Metazoa; Mollusca; Bivalvia; Pectinida; Pectinidae
Product: aquaporin-9-like
Exons: 2
Biological process (GO): water transport; glycerol transmembrane transport
Cellular component (GO): basolateral plasma membrane; plasma membrane
Molecular function (GO): water channel activity; glycerol channel activity
Source: RefSeq, a predicted model, not a curated record